GCGUCUAUCCACCAAUCAGCUUCUUACUUGUGCGCAUUUCGCCUGCCCGGCAUCCACUGUGUCUUAUCCGUGAGUUUGGGGCUUCGCUGUGGCGCUGAACACGAGCUAGAAGUACACUGGAGCAACAAUGGUGAAGAUCUUCAUUGGGAAUCUGUCCCAGCACGCUGGGAAGGAUGAAGUGGAAGCACUGUUCACCCAGUAUGGCACUGUGACCGAGUGUGCCAAGUACAAAAACUAUGCUUUCGUCCACAUGGAGGACCGCAAGUCAGCGACCAAAGCCAUCCGCGAGCUCCAUCUCUACAAGCUGAACGGCAGGCCCAUCAAUGUGGAGCCCAGCAGAGGGAAGAACCAGGGUCCCGUCAAGCUCCACAUCGCCAACGUGGAGAGGGGCUUCGACAAAGAGCUCCGCGAGCUGUUCGAAGAGUACGGCACGGUCACGGAGUGCUCCAUCGUCAAGAACUUUGCCUUCGUGCACAUGAUCAAUUCAGACGAGGCCAUGGAUGCCAUAAAGGGCCUGGAUAACACAGAGUUUCAAGGAAAGCGCAUACACGUUCAGAUAUCAAAAAGCAGACCCAGAGGGGAACCAGAGGAGGAGGAGUUUCCGCUUCCGCCUGGCAGGGGAGGUUAUUUUCCUCCUCAUUACCCAAUGGAGAGGCCCGAGCCUCCCUACAGAGGCCGCAUGCCUGCCUACCCUCCUCCUCCGCCUCUUCCCCCGAGACGAGCACCGUACCCCGACCGUGGUUGUGGCGAUCGAGACGGCUACGGGGUGGUCGAUUACUAUGAGAAAUUCCGAGCCCGCCCUUACGGCAUGACGGGCUACGAUGACAGGCGUUCCAGUGCCAUCCCCCCGCCUCCGCCUCCUCCCUCGGGAGUGGUUAGAGAGCGCCUCGGAAUGGGGAGCCUCGACCCAUACGAGCGCCGUGUGCUCCCGCCGCCUCCUCCUCCUCCUCCGUCCUACAUGAUGAGGGACCGAAGCCCCAUCAGACGAGCCCCCCCUCAGCCUGCUCCAUCGGCCGGUAACGGGUACUCCUACGAGCGGUCCCGGCUCUCUCCGCUGUCCAAGCCGCCAAUGUACGCACCUCCCCAUCCCAGGGAUUCCUUCUCAGACAGAGUGCCACUGCCGCCGCCACCACCUCGGUAUCCAGGCUAUGUUCUGGAUGGUGAACAGCAUGUCCUGGCUAUGGGGUGUGCGGUAGGCAAAGAGGGCAAGCUGUUUGCGGGACACCUUGGCGUCGACCAGGCUGAAGGUGCAGGCCUGGGCGUCACGUCCCAGUCUGAGGGGGUCAUCUGCCGAGUGUCUGCUCCUGUUCCCCAGAGGAAGCAGCCCGUACAGGCCCUUACAAUUCUGCUGAGGGUGAAUCAUACAAAAAAAGCUGACAUGGCAGUUAAUAGUUAUCGUAUAUAUAUAAACUGGUGUUCGUCCUCCUGGGCGGUGGGUGGCGGUGUGUUUGUGAUCUCUAACCCAAAGAAGAGAGGAGAAGCCCGGGCAAAAAAAAACAAAAAAAACGAGCGGAAGUCGGCUCCACAGGAAAGCUCUGGAAAAGGAUUCGAGUCGUUUGAAUUCCUCGCAGAGGCCUCCCGGCAAAAAAAAAAAAAAAACAGAUCUUUAACAAUGGUGAAAAUUUUUGUGGGAAACCUGCCCCGAGAGGCAGACCAGGAUGAAAUCAAGGCCCUCUUCACGCAGUACGGCACGGUCACCGAGUGUGCCAUCAUCAAGAACUACGCCUUCGUCCACAUGGACGACCGCAAGGCCGCCACCAAAGCCAUUAAGAACCUGCACCUCUACAAGCUCCACGGCACUCCCAUCAACGUGGAGGCCAGCCACGGGAAGAACCAGGGCUCAGUCAAACUGCACGUAGCGAAUGUAGAAAAGGGCUCUGAUGACGAGCUCCGUGCUCUCUUCGAGGAGUACGGAACGGUCACAGAGUGCGCUGUCGUUAAGAAUUUUGCUUUUGUACACAUGUCCAACUCCGACGAGGCCAUGGAUGCCAUACAGGGACUGGACAACACAGAGUUCCAAGGGAAGCGCAUCCACGUCCAGAUUUCUAAGAGUCGUCCCAGGCAUGACGAACGGGAAGACUACCCCCCUCCUCCCCCAGACAGAGGUGGCUACUGGCCCCCUCGCUACCCAGGAGAGAGGCACGAGCCUCCCCCACCCAGCUACCUGAGAGGCCGCCUCAGCCAUAUACCCCCAGGUUACCCUGCCCCUCCUCUGCCACCCCCUCCCCCUAGGCGAGCUGUUUAUCCCGAUCGUCCCUAUGAGGGUGAGAGGGACAGGUAUGGUGUGGUAGAUUACUAUGAGAAGUACCGAGCUCGUCCGUAUGGCAUCGCCUCCUACGAGGACCAGCGUCCCGGCGCACCGCCUCCUCCCCCUCCCCCCUCAGCCGUCGUCCGAGACCGUCUUAUGACCUCGUCGCUUGACCCUUAUGAGCGUCGGCCCCUCCCACCUCCUGCGUCCUCGUACUACGCCCGAGAUCGCAGCCCCCUCAGGAGAGCACCUAGCGCGCCAAUGCCCCCCGCCAGUAACGGCUACUCCUACGAGCGCUCCCGACUCUCUCCGGUUUCCCGGGUCCCGGCAUACGGAGUUCCACGUGCCCGGGACCCCUACGCAGAACGGCUGCCUCCGCCACCGCCUGCACGCUACGCUUAUUAAGCAAGGUCCUGGCAUGUGAAGGAUCGUCGUCCGACUGCGUCGCCGCUCGCCGCCGCCUCCUGAUGCACGUGACACUAUCCUCUUCCUGUCUGUGGCUGAGCGCGUUACGUUCUCCUGCGACGCUCACAAGAAGGCGUGAAUUCUCGACGUCCACGUCUGUUUUUGUUUUUAUUAUUUUGGGACAGUUUUUACACUCGCAUUUUUUCCCCCUCAGACUGUUUUAUUUUGUUAUUGUGCUGUAGUAUUUUUAAUGCUUGACGUCUAAAUUAGGCGUUUUUCUUUUUUUUUUUUUAUUUGUACUUUUACGUUUGGAUAAUUAGUGUUCUGAUGUUGUGUGUGACCGUAGAAAGCUGAAUAAUCAGCAACACUCAAGGCGAUACUUGUAACUGUAGAUUUAACUGAACUGGAUCAUGUUUAGUAUUAAAUCUAAUCUGCACGUUGGUUCCAUCAUGUUAAGCUCCUCCAUCGAAAAAAAACAAACAAAUCUCCAUAUGGCGUUGCUGUGAAAAUUUAAAGUGC
This is a messenger RNA of Larimichthys crocea (large yellow croaker), 3172 nucleotides long. RefSeq names its product RNA binding motif protein 4.3 (gene rbm4.3). The record is from RefSeq and is a predicted model, not a curated record. Gene Ontology annotation, cellular component: nucleus. The coding region runs from base 128 to 2653 and encodes 841 amino acids. NCBI's taxonomy places the organism in Eukaryota, Metazoa, Chordata, Actinopteri, Sciaenidae. The transcript is spliced from 8 exons. Gene Ontology annotation, molecular function: mRNA binding.